UUAUUGUUUUUGUAAGAAAAAAGAGAGGAAAAGAUGGGUGAAACAGAGACCCACCGCCGCCGCAAGCGGCUGCACCACCGAAUCUCGCCCUUUCGAGGGGACCUACUUGGACUCCUGCUGAGCAACUCCAUCAGCUUCAGUACUGCAUCCACUCCAAUCCUUCUUGGCCUCAAGCUCUUUUACUGGCUUUCCAACACUACAUCGUGAAUCUGGGAACUACAGUCUUAAUUGCAAGUACUAACGUGCCUCGGAUGGGUGGGGAUCAUGGUGAUAAAGCCCGAGUUAUUCAAGUGUUGCUGUUUAUGUCUGGUAUCAAUACUCUGCUUCAAACGCUUGUUGGCUCUAGGCUCCCCACGGUGAUGGGUGCAUCUUUUGCAUACACCUUCCCAUUGCUUUCUAUCGUCAAUGAUUAUAAUGAUGAAGCCUUCGCAACUCCGCAUGAUCGGUUUAUCCAUAGUAUUAGAACCGUUCAAGGAUCAAUGAUAGUUUCUUCCUUUGUCAACAUCAUCCUUGGGUAUGGCCGGGCAUGGGGGGAGCUGACAAGAUUAUUUAGUCCCAUAGUUGUGGUGCCAGUGGUUUGUCUCGUUGGCCUUGGACUGUUUGCAAGAGGCUUCCCGUUGCUAGGUAACUGUGUGGAAAUUGGCCUGCCCAUGCUCAUUCUGUUUGUUACUUCCCAACAGUACCUGAAGCGCAUCCAUUCAAGAGCCCAUCUAAUACUUGAGAGGUUUGCUUUGCUCUUCUGCAUCGGAAUUAUUUGGGCUUUUGCUGCAAUCCUCACUGUGUCGGGUGCUUACAACAAUGUUAAAACUACCACUGAACAAAGUUGCCGCACAGAUCGAUCUUACCUAAUGUCUUCUGCUCCUUGGAUCAAAAUUCCAUACCCAUAUCAGUGGGGUACGCCAAUAUUCAGGGCUAGCCAUGUGUUUGGGAUGAUAGGUGCUGCAUUUGUUUCAUCUGCUGAGUCAACAGGAGCAUUUUUUUCCGCAGCUCGGCUUUCUGGUGCCACAGCCCCUCCGGCACAUGUACUCAGCAGAAGUAUUGGCUUACAGGGCCUUGGUAUGCUGCUUGAAGGGCUUUUUGGUUCUCUUGUUGGUACUACUGCAUCCGUUGAAAAUGUUGGCCUUCUCGGGCCUACGCAUAUAGGAAGCAGAAGGGUUGUGCAGAUUUCAACUGCUUUCAUGAUAUUUUUCUCCAUAUUUGGGAAAUUCGGUGCAUUUUUUGCCUCUAUUCCAUUGCCAAUAUUUGCCGCCAUAUACUGCAUUUUAUUGGGCAUUGUUGCUGCUUCUGGGAUCACAUUCAUUCAGUUUGCAAACAAUAAUUCCAUGAGAAACAUCUAUGUCUUGGGUGUCUCUCUGUUCCUGGGGCUAUCAAUUCCUCAAUACUUUGCAAUGAACAUAUCUUACGAUGGACGUGGACCGGUUAGAACGAAUGCCAUAUGGUUUAAUGAUAUAUUGAAUACAAUUGGGACCAUACUGGAUAACACCCUGGAUGCAAAUCAUGUGGAAGAUAGAGGAGUUCCGUGGUGAAAACCAUUCCAGCACAGCAAAGGCGAUGUUAGAACCGAGGAGUUCUACAGCUAUCCCCUCAGACUAAAUGAAUAUAUGCCUACCAGGUUUCUCUGAACACGGUAGUACAUUGUAUAUUAUGUACAACACAGGCCAGUGUGCGAGUUACGUGUUAAACCAUUUAUG
Molecule: messenger RNA, 1691 nt
Organism: Hibiscus syriacus
Lineage: Eukaryota; Viridiplantae; Streptophyta; Magnoliopsida; Malvales; Malvaceae
Product: nucleobase-ascorbate transporter 3-like
Exons: 15
Coding region: 252-1526 (424 amino acids)
Biological process (GO): transmembrane transport
Cellular component (GO): plasma membrane; plasmodesma
Molecular function (GO): transmembrane transporter activity
Source: RefSeq, a predicted model, not a curated record